Molecule: messenger RNA, 1111 nt
Organism: Salpingoeca rosetta
Lineage: Eukaryota; Choanoflagellata; Craspedida; Salpingoecidae
Exons: 7
Coding region: 113-796 (227 amino acids)
Source: RefSeq, a predicted model, not a curated record
AGAGACGGAAAGCACAAAGCGCGCGCACAAGAUACAGAGCAAAGCAACACACACAGCAGAGCAGGACUGCACUGAGACCAGCACACAGACAGACACAGCACACACGUGCGCGAUGUUUGACGAGGAGGUGCACUCUGGGCGGGGGACCCACGGGUUGUCGUCGUCGUCGUCGUCAUCUACAACUUACUCUGCGACGUCGCCGUCCGGCAACCGCGGCAUCUACGCUGAUGGCCGCGAUUGCUGCUCCGUCUUCUCCUUCUUCCUGCGCGGCCUCCUCUACCUCUGCUUGGGCGUCGCAGGAGCUGUUGGUGCCGCCGGCAUGGCUUCCCUGAACAAGAAAUACAACGGCGGCUGUGUGUACAACCAGAAGCACCCGGACCAGUCUGGCAACUGCGACUUUAUCCUCUAUUCCCACGUUGGCCUCUGCGUCAUCGCCUUUCUCUUCCUCGCAAUCACUGCCAUCAACAUCUGCCGCUCCAGCUUUGGCCGGUCCAAGUUUGUUGGCUUUGAGCUGUCCAUCGCCGUCUCCGCCUUUGUCAUCAUGCUUGCUGUCACCGGCAUUCUCACCUCAAACCUCUCCAAGCUGUGCGGCAAGCAGUCGCUGAACGAGUGCGUGAACAACCUUGAGCAGGACAACCGCAGUGCGUCUCGAUACAUCCUCAUCAGCGGCUUUGGCACCUGGAUUGCUACCCCGCUCUGGUUCGCCCUCACCAUCGUCCUUGUCCUCCGCCUGCGUCGGGCCAUCAAGGCGCCAAAGCAUGACGACUACCAGUUCAACAACCCCAUCAUCACCUAAUUCACGUCACAACACAGUGCGCGCCUUCCUUCCCAUUCUUGUUGUUGUUGUUGUUGUUGUUGUUCUUCUUCUUCUUCUUCUUCUGCUGUUUUCUCCCGCUUUCUCUCCCCCCUCUGCCGUAUUCCCGCUGCCGUUACUUUCUUUCCACGAGAGGGAGGGAGGGAGGGGGGUUAUCGUUUCACUGCCCGCUUUCCAUGUUGGUGGUGCGUUCAUCCAUCCAUGUUGGUGGCUCAGUCCAUGAUGCACACCCAACACACGCGCACGCACAUUCACUGUCACCGUUGCUGAAUUUCGUUGAUUCCAUUCAUAAAAGAC